AUGAGUACGUACAAAGAAAGGAAGACGCAGUUUGUCAGCGACUUAGUUGGUGGCUCGACGUUAGAUAUUUAUCUGGUUACCUCAAUCAGUGCCAUCUCCUACUUAAUAUGGUGCGUUCUAAAGAGGAGAACCAACGUGUUCUCUGAAGGAAUUGUGGGCAAACUGGUUGACUUUCAACUCAGUUGGAACAAUCUUCUGUUUUCAACAACAAUAUACUCCAAUAACAUUCCAUUGCUUGUGGUACUGAAUAUUUUACCUCUUGUUCCAGUUUUUGCGUCAUCAUCGGUCACGUCACUCACAACUAAGACAGCCAGAAAAAUCACUGUCAAUCUCAGAAAUAUGACGGUGAAGCAAUUGCUUCCCUUUAAAACAUUUGUUACCGUGUACAGAGCACAGAUGAUGGUUAUAACGUGCAUAUGUAUCAUGGCGGUAGAUUUUCCUGUAUUUCCUCGUCGUUUUGCAAAAGUCGAAACUUGGGGAACUAGUUUAAUGGAUUUGGGUGUUGGAUCGUUUGUGUUCAGCAUGGGGUUGAUUAAUGUAAGAUCUUACAUUAGGCAGAUAUUUGAGGGCAGAUUUAGCUAUUUCAGGAAUUUGACUGCUACAGUCAAAAGUUGUGUUCCUAUUCUAAUUCUGGGUUGCAUACGAUUAAUUAGCGUAAAAUCAGUUGAUUAUCAUGAACAUGUCACUGAGUAUGGAAGACAUUGGAAUUUCUUUUUUACCCUUGGAUUUUUGCCUAUCUUAAAUGCUCUUUUGGCACCUAUCAUUGUGAAGCUAUCUCCAGUUUUAACUUCUAUUUUGGUUUCAAUUGUAUACGAGUACAUAUUGCUCCAUGGCGGGCUUGAAUAUAUUGUUGCGAGUUCAAGAGAUGACCUGUUUUCUGCAAACAGGGAGGGCAUUUUUUCAUUGCUUGGCUAUUUUGCCAUCUUUUUGAACGGCUUUGCAUUAGGUGCAGCCAUUUUGCCAGUUGUGCCACUGCCUAAUUCAUUCUUUCGAGUUGGUAUUAAGAGAGAGGAUCUUAUCAAAAAAUACAGUGGUGGAUUCAAAGGACGUUCAUUUUUGGGCACAUUGUUCUAUGCCGCCGUUUUCUUUCAGUUGGGUUAUUUCAUUAUCGACACCUGUUAUUCCUAUUCCGUAUCCCGUCGUAUGGCAAAUAUGUUGUAUGUUAUUUGGGUUUCUGCUUACAACUGCUCAUUUUUAUUUAUAUAUGGAUUGAUUGAGAGAUUUGUGAUGGGAGGAAUGGAAACAACUGUUAUCUCUGAUGAAGGCUCGGAUGUUGAAACUGUUAUAGAUGACCUCAUCAGUCAAGAAUAUAUUCCGGCUUCUUUAGAUGCUGUCAAUCGAAACUCACUGGUUUUAUUUUUAGUUUCUAAUUUGGUGACUGGGUUGAUAAAUUUGACCAUCAACACAAUUGAUUGCGGUGCUUUUGAGAGUACAGGGAUUUUGCUAGCUUAUGAAAUCCUUCUAGCAGGUUUUACAAUGUUUUUGUACCACCACAAAAUUUUCAUUAGAUGA
Messenger RNA from Pichia kudriavzevii, 1512 nucleotides. RefSeq lists its product as uncharacterized. The record is from RefSeq and is a predicted model, not a curated record. Gene Ontology annotation, molecular function: glucosaminyl-phosphatidylinositol O-acyltransferase activity. Gene Ontology annotation, cellular component: endoplasmic reticulum; membrane. The transcript has a single exon. Gene Ontology annotation, biological process: protein localization to plasma membrane; GPI anchor biosynthetic process. Lineage: Eukaryota; Fungi; Ascomycota; Pichiomycetes; Pichiales; Pichiaceae. Bases 1 to 1512 code for a protein of 503 amino acids.